UCAAUUUGAAGCUCACCGGAUAGUCAUGGUUGGGUCCGGCGGGUGCAAGAAUGGUGCAUGGUCCAAUAUAUCGACGUCUGAAUUUCCGAAGCGUGUCAGCUUCGGGCUGGAAGUGACGUGCGUCGACAAGAACCUUGUCGCCAACUUUGAAGGGAUGGUCGAUGUGAGAGCGGUUAGCACGAGUGGCCAUGCAAGCCUGGGAGUCAGCAAUGCUCUCACGAGCCUUACUAAGAAGCGCAUCCAUCUCCUUUACCCAGUCAUCGAGGGCAGGGCAUUUGGUGUCGGGAUGGAUCUGAGAUGGGCGGAGAAGGUCAGAUGGGACACGAGGAUGGUAUCCCAAGUCACAGUAGUAGGGAGACAUGCCAGUGGCAGGAAGUCAAGGAUAUCCUCGGCUGCAAUAAGGGAAGCACUGCAACGGGCCGUGCGAAGAGCACGCCUGGUAGGAGGACGUGGAGGAGGGGGGUCACGAGAGACGCUAGGCGCGGAAGGAGAAGGUGAGGCCAACAUCAAUAUGCACAACUUCCCCUCGUUUAGCAAGAAGGCCCUAGACCUUGAAGCAAAGAUAGGGCAUGGACAUAUGGAUGGUAGGAAGAAGACAUUGCCUCCCAACUGGAAGGCGAAGGGUCGCAUUAUGUUCGUCAACAACGAUGGUUCUACCAUCGAGUUGGACGACGAGUUCCAGGCGGGAAUAGGUUCAGAGGCUGGCAGCGUAGAAGCUUCAGGGGGUGGAGUAGUCGCUGUCGUAACUCAAAAAGGUGCGCUGAUUACCGAGUUCGAUCUUACGGACGAUGUUACUCGCUCCUUGGUGGAAGCCUAUCGCGAGGACCAGUUCAUGUCGGAGAUCAUACACAGACUUGAGGCGAAGGAUGGGAAGACUUUUGUCGAGUUUGAGUUGGUCAACGGCUUGUUAUUCCUUGAGAAGGCAGGGAAUAAACGGUUGCCACAUCAGCAGAUCACGUCAGCAGGCCACGUCAGCAGGCCACAUCAGCAGACCAUGUCAGCAGGCCACGUCAGCAGUGACACGUCAGCUGAUAGCUGUGCCACGUCAGCAGCGGAACAGUGCCACGUCAGCAGUCCUCUGGCCUGGUCUUUCCUCACGCGCUCUCAAACAGCUGCCAUGGACCACAAGCCAGGGGAAACGGCCGAGGCCUAUCAGGCCCGGAUGCUGGUUUUGAUUACCGAAGCCAAGCAACGGUCGGAUGCGGUAGCAGCCGCAGAGAAGAAGAAGGCAGAGGAUGCCGAGAAAGCACGUUUGCUGGCGAUAGAACAGCAGCGCCAACACGACAAGGCAGCAGCAAAGGCUGCCGAUGAAGAACGCAGUCAACGACGUGAGAAGUACGGGGUGGUGGCUGCCGACUUGUAUACCAAGAUCAGUUGGGAUGAUCUGAAGGCGGUGUGGCAUAAAUGGUUCCAAAUAGAGCCGUCGGAAAUCAAAGCAAUGGACAAAUUGCUGACUUUCGAACAAGGCACGAUGCCGAGCGGCGAUUGGAUUGCCGAGUUCCAACGUUUGGCGUCAACGUCGGACGUACCGAUGGGCUUUACGGCCAUCAAACACUACUUCAUUACGAGGUCGUGUCCGGUGCUGGGCAACGCCUUGACUCACGUUGAGGAGACUCUCACUACAACAGUGGAGCUCUUCAACAAGGUCGCGCAAAUUAUUGUCACGAAAAUGGAGGCCAAAAACCUCAACCGUUCAUUUGCGGCAGGCCCGAGCAAAGAACAACAUCGACCUAAAGUGGUUGUGGUCGCGGCGACAAUGUAGACCGACCCUUCAAGCAAGGUCGUGUCUGCCAAUGAAGGGGACAGAAUUGCAGCCGCCCGUGAUGGUGGUUGCCCCAACAAAGGCCGAGGACGCGA
Molecule: messenger RNA, 1857 nt
Organism: Chara braunii
Lineage: Eukaryota; Viridiplantae; Streptophyta; Charophyceae; Charales; Characeae
Source: the annotation of a GenBank genome assembly